CGAGUUCUCUAUUGCCCGCACCGCCUCCACCCGAAACCCCAUCUCUUCGCCUUCCUCGUCGCCUCCUCUUUUAACUAAUUUUCCUCCUCUCUCUCUCUCCCCUGCCGCCGCCCCUGCGACCUCCUCCCCUAUCUUUUCCCACCUUGAUCUCCUACCGCCCUAGCACCGAAUUCUAGUUAUCGUCCGUUUCGAUCUCGCUGCCGUGACGUCUUUGAAGACGUCGCGUUGCUCUCUCGCUGCCCUUGGCUUGUUAGACCGCUCGAUCAGUCCAUUUCUUACUGGAUAGAUUGAAGAUUGAGAGAGGAGGUUUUCUGUAACGGGUUUGUUUUCUAUUUGAGGGAUCCCGGUCGGUCUAUCGAUCGAUCGGGAAUUUUUGAGAAAUUAGGGUUUCUGGUGGUUCUUGAAGAUGAAGAGGAGUUCGCGGCACCGGUCGCAUCGGUCGAGGAAGCUCUCGAGGGAUCGGUCUGACUCAGAGGAGGAGGAGGAGAGCCUGCGGGAGAAGAGGACCAGGGAGGAGGAGACUUCAGGAGGCAGGGUUUCUAGGGAUCUGAUGUCGGAGAAGCAGAGAUCCUUGCAUGAGCAUUCCGGAAAGGAGAUGGUGAGCAAUAGCAACGGCGAUGUCUCCGGUGAGAAGAAACGGAAAACAAGAGAGGACGAGGAGGCGGUGGUUGCUGAUCGGUGGAAUGGUGGCAAGGAAAACGACGGGAAGCGGUCAAAAAGUGAAGAUUUUGGUCCCACGGAGUUGGAUAAAAGUUCAAAAGCAAAGACUGAUGAUAUCAAGAGUAGGUCAAGCAGAAGGAACGAUGGUCAUAACGAAAGGAAUGAGGAUCAUGGGAGUAGGAAUGACUUCGCGAAGGGGAAGUUUGAGAAAGAUUCAAUCCAGAGAGAAGGUAGUUAUCACUACAAGGAUGGAAAGGAGAGGUUCAAUAGUAAGGACAGGGAGGUCCAAGAUUCCAGGCAUGAGAAAUCUGAAGAUUUGCACAGUAGGAAAUAUGGUUCUAAGACUCUCUCAAACAAUGAAGAACAUGCAAUGAAGAAAAAUGCAAAAAUUAAUGUUACAGAAAGUCAAGUUCAGGAUUUGUUGCCCCGUGUUGAAACAGAGAAAGGGCCUGAGAAACACACCCGAAGGGAUGACACCGAAGACAAGGAGAAACGGCUAGAUGAUAGUAGAGACACUGAUGGUAGGCGACUUUCUUCUAGAGAUCAUAGUAGAAGUAGAAGCCAUAAAGAUGAGAGGCACGAAAGCACCAAGUACAAAGGUAAAUACAGGAAUGACUAUGAUCAUCAUGAUGACAAGAACCAAGAAGAGCGGCCUUCAAAAGAUCGCUCAAGUGAUAAAUCUGACAGAUUCAACCUAAGAGAUGAAAAUAAAUCUUUGGAUGGCUAUAAGAAAACUAAACCUCAGGACACUAAUCAGGAUGACACUUACCUUGAUGCUCGUGACACCAAGCUCAAAGAAAGCAAAAGGAGAAGAUAUUCCAAUGAAAAAGAUGAUCUUGGUGACCCAAAACUUAGAGGCACAAAAGAACGACAUGAAAUUGAGAAAAAUGUUUCAAGUGUCAGUAGAACUACUUCUUCCUACAAUGAUAAACCCAGGUCAGGAUAUCGAACAGAGAAGACUGAUUCAAGCCCAAAUAAUAAACAAUUUAAAGGCUUUACGAGCUCCAAUUCUCAUUCUGUUAAUGAUCAUUACAGGGACAUGUCGAGGUAUGAAGACUCAGGUCAUAGAUUAUUGGCACCUGAAGAAAGACGUUCUAACCCAAGUCUCAAAGGAGAUUCUAUGACUCCAGGGCUGCGCGAUAGAAACACUGCUCCUCGAUCUGGGAAGCUUAGCACAAAGGAUGACAUCCAUUCAGGUGAAUUAUUGGUAGAAACUUCCCUAAAGUAUGAUAGGGCUCCAAGAUCAGAUGAAUGUAGUUCACCAAAUCAGUCAAAGGCAAGAUCUUCAACUAAAAAUUCUCAUCGAAUUUCUGAAUCUAAAUAUGAACGAGCUUAUAGACAAAGCCUUGACACUGAAAUUAUCCAAAGGAAUGCUAGCUAUAAAGAUGGUGAUAGAGGAGAGUUUGAUUCAGAAAAGCCAAUUCCAGAUGAUAUACCUAAGGCUGGUGUUAAUGCUAGGGAAUCAACGCCUAUUGGGUCGGCACCUGUUUACCGAAGUAGCAAUAUUUCAGACCGCUCACCUAAUUACCUCCGCCCUCCACCAUCUUCGAGGGUUGGGAUUGACAGCCCGUCCGUCUUGGGUCCAUAUCAAGAGGAUAAUAAAGCUCAUAGUAAUGACCGUAGAUCUAAUAGCCGUUACAAACGAAGUGAACUUGGAUUUGAAAGGGGACAUGGAAAUGCCUGGACAGUUGGCCCAAAUUGGUCUGCACCAGCCACAAAUGUUUUUAUGCCUUUGCAACAUGGACCACCUUCUACUGGAUUUCAUCCAGCAAUGUCCCCCUUUCCACCUCCUCCCAUGUAUGGAGUUAGACCUAUGGAUUUGGCACAUGGUGGUGUUUCUUAUCACAUACAUGAUAUGGCUGAGAGGUUUUCUAGUCAUGGCCGGCCUUUUGGUUGGCAUAAUUCUGUUGAUCAAUUGUGCCAUCCUCAAAUGCAGAUGUGGGAUAGAAGCAAUGGUAUGUUCAGUAAUGAGUCCCAUAUAUACGGUAGGCAAGAGUGGGACGAUAAUGGACAGCUAAUGGGCAGUAGAGGUUGGGAAAUGGGUUAUGAGAUGUGGAAGGAUCACAAUGUUAACAGUAUGGAUCCAGCAUUGAAGAAAGAAAUGCAAUCUUCAACACACUCUCUAACUGAUGAACUAGUCCAAUCAAAGUGUUUACCGACUGAAAGCAGUGGUGGAAAGCAUUCAAGUGACACAGCCACUUCUAAGAAUGAUAUGGAGUCUCCCCCCAAAACUGUAUCCAAGAGGACAUUUGAGCCCUCUCAUGUUGUAGAAAAUAAAAAAGUGAAUUAUGUUCCGAAUUACCUUUCCAGGAUUGAUAUCUCACCUGAUCUUGCUAGAUUGGAGUUGUAUGAAAUGUGCACAUCCCAAGUGGUAAAAUCCGACUCUAAAGAUGUCUGCUGUUAUACUAAUUCUGGAUGUUUUCAGAUGAACAAAGAUGGCAAGAUCGGAAAAAUAGAUACGAGUUCUAUUUUGAAGUCAUUCUAUUCCACUGCCAAAGAUGAUUUAUUUAAGAAAGCCAUGUCCCUGUAUCAUAAACAAAGCACAAGAUAUGUGAAACUUGCUGCCCCAGAAAAGGGUUGUUCUGAAGAGACCAAAAGAUUGGUUUUAGAAUCUUCAGAAAAUGAGGUAGCCCAGGAUGGUGGUGACUCGGCAUCCUUGGUGAAGCUACCUAUUUUUGCUGAUGAUCCUACUGACAACAUGCAGGUAGAGAAUGACAUCGUUCAGGAAUAUGAUAAUCUUGUAUCUGAUUCUGUUCCUAGUGCCGUUGCUCACGAUGCAGGAGAGAGUAUGGUAAGUUUAAGUCGGAUACUUAAUUCUGAUGAAAAUACACAUUGAACAAUUAUAAUUCUGGUUGCUAAUGUCAUUGCCCGUCUUUUUUUUUAAAAAAAAUUCCCUUCGAUUUGGAUUUCC
Molecule: messenger RNA, 3571 nt
Organism: Zingiber officinale
Lineage: Eukaryota; Viridiplantae; Streptophyta; Magnoliopsida; Zingiberales; Zingiberaceae
Product: dentin sialophosphoprotein-like
Exons: 5
Coding region: 407-3496 (1029 amino acids)
Source: RefSeq, a predicted model, not a curated record